This is a messenger RNA of Sporisorium graminicola, 6090 nucleotides long. RefSeq lists its product as uncharacterized. The record is from RefSeq and is a predicted model, not a curated record. Bases 1 to 6090 code for a protein of 2029 amino acids. NCBI's taxonomy places the organism in Eukaryota, Fungi, Basidiomycota, Ustilaginomycetes, Ustilaginales, Ustilaginaceae. The transcript has a single exon.
AUGCCCCCACCAUCACGAAGGCAAGACCGCAACCAAGCGGCCGCACCAGCCAACCGGUCUCGCAUGUACAAUCUCGCAGGUCACGCACACUCGUCGGGCUCCUUGCUUCCUAGGUCCACCGAUGUCCACGUCGCUUCCACAUCAGGUGCUGUGACGCCUGGAAGAGCUGUCGAUGCUGCAGAUGCUCCUUACCUCACCAAUCUCGAGUCGCAUUUCGGCAGAGUCACCCUCACAGCGCCCGACAAUCUCUUGCGCAAACAGGCAAAGGAAAAGAAGCAAAAGACACGACAACGCAAAGCACAGAAUGCACAACUCGCCGCAGCCGCGCUCGCAGCAGCGCCCUCGUCCUCUACCUCGAACCUUCUCGACUCCAGUCGCAGGUACCAGACCACACUCGAUGACGCUCCCGUCAGCACGGGGCUGCUUGUUCCGCCAUCAGCGCAGAUUACGGGGAUGCGCCGGGCGUAUAGUGGCGGGCACACACCCACAUUAGCUUCCACAUCGCAGUCACAGGCAUCCACACCUUCAGCAUCGCAGACGAUCGUUGCACGCACUCGCAGACGGCGCCCCUCGUCUGCUGCCAGAGACGACACCAGCCGGCCUGCUUCCAGAGCCAGCGGUGUCAGCCGCCCUGAAAGCGCUUUGUCGCUCAACGACACGGACCUGGCUCAAGCUGCUGCGAUCACGUCCAAUCUCUCUCAACCAUCAGGCGAUCAACGUCUGCCUCGCUCCCGCACCGAGAGCGCACCUGCCAGCCAACGGCGUUCUCACAAUGCUUUCGACACCGCCCCAGCUAAUCCUGCACUGGACGCAUCGGCACGACCAGACGCAGCAACCUCGGCAACAGCACCGCAAACAUCAUUGCAUCGCCAAAAUGUCUGGAACGACAUCACAGAAGCAGAUCCUGACGACCUUCCACCGCCCUUUCCUGUCGGAGCCACUCGACCCCCAACCCCUCCACUCCCACCGACUCAUUCUGAAGCUGCCAAUGAUGCGCAGCUCAUUGGCCCCCAACCGCAUGCUCGAAUUCCGGACAGCCCUCCACCAGCUUUCGUCAGCGAUGACGAAGAUGAAGCGCUCUCAGCUGCUGCAGAGCUCCCUUCCCCGAGACUGUCAGUAUCGUCUCCAUUGCCAGAACAGUCUGUUCCUCAACCGACUCAAGAGGCCGGCCCAAGCAACAGUCGUUCUGCCAGUCGCGCCUCCACGCCAAGCUCGGCAUCCGUUAGCGAUGACGAGAGCUUCGAGCUCACGGAGGAGCGUCGUGCAUGGGAAGCAGAUAUUCGCAACGGGCUCAGCUUUGAGGUCAGGCUCCUGCGGGAGCAGCAGCGUCGCUUAGCACGAGAACGUGCCUCAGCGCUUCAAAUUGCUUCAAUAGAGCAAGAGGCGGAAGUGCAGGCUGAACCAACGGAAAGACGUCAGGAGCAGGCUGCAGCGGCAGAGCCUGGGGUAAUAAGCGCUGAACAAGCUUCGCAGCUGACAGGUGCUGCAGUGGAGAAUGAAGCCGCGCACAUGGCUGAGGCCGUGGCAAGUUUCAGCGUGGAAGCAGGCGAAGGCGAACGUACCGUCAGCCGAAGAGUGACUCCGGUGACAGAUGGAACGUCGCAAGCGGAUCAGGUCUCUGAUGAGCACCUUGCGUCAAUUCAAAGCGAUGCGGAACAGCCUCGAGCUCAAACGAUCGCGGAUGCACCACAGGAAGAAGAAGCUCCGGUUUCAUCGGUACGCAUCUCACCGCCUUCAGACGAUCAGCAAGACAAACCCGACGAUGAAAUAGUGGCAGAUCAGGCAAUCGAAGCAAAUGCAGAUGGAGCCACAUCCACCUUGUCGCUACCCGAGGAACGGCAAUCUCUUGUACAAACAGCCGCUCAUGAACCCGACACGAGCGGCAGGCUCGUGCUUGCGAAUGAGCCUCGCCUUGGUCUCCCGCGCAUGCCUUCCCAAUCAAGGCCGACCUCUUCCUCAAUCAACAACAUUUCAAGACCGUCUUCAUCGUCCUCUCGCCGCAUCUCUGGCCAUCGAAAGACCAAUUCGGACACUCAGACUCCUGUCCAGCCUAAAGUAGGCCCCAGCGGUCUUGGCAACAACGGACGAGCGUCUCUCAGCGGUUUUCCUGUACGUCGUUUGAUUCAAGGACAAGCUGCUCGCGGUCACGACAGUGACUUGCAUCUUCCUCUCAGCCGACGUCCGGAAGACACACUUUACGUCAUCUCUGCUCCUCCUCCUGCAACGUAUGCGAAAUCUUCGAGCGAUGAAGAAGCAGGCGCAUCGCGCGCAGACGUGGACGCCUCGCCGUUGCAAGGAGAUCACAAGGGCACAGACGGCGAGGAAGUGUCGGAUAAUGAUGCACGACCGGAUCGAGAGGAUGACGAUGGUGCCGAGUCCGACUCAUCCAUCGAGCAGUGGUUGGCAGAGUCUGCUGCUUUCGAUGCAUUGCGCAAGAGAGAAGAGGAAGCAGCUGCAAGAAUGCAAGCGCUGCGCGAGCCACUAGACUCCGAUAGCGACGAGGCUGACGAUGCAGCCAUGCCAGGUGCCUUUGGCCACAGAGCCUCGUCGCGCCACAGACAGGCCAGCAGCGGCUCCCGAAAAGUACCAGAUCCGGCCAACCUCGCUUUGAUGGACCGGGCACUGCCAAGAGCGCCGCCUCCCCUCGUCUUGGGUCGUUCGCGCGGCGGUGCUGCCUACUCGGACUCUUCCUCGGAGUCGACUGAUACCGAUGAUGCGCUGGAUCUGUAUUCGUCGAGUGACGAGGAGGACGAACAGCAUCGAGCUUUCUACGAUGCGCGCGCGGCCGACAGCAAGCAGAACGACCUCUUUGCAAACUCGCACAAGUCGGUGCAUGCCCGUACUACCUCAUCGGCGCCCAAUCUGACUACAGUCGACGAACCUGAAGAGCAGACCUCCAGCAGAGGUAAUGUAGUUGUCGCGCCUGCUGCUGCAAGUCGAAUAAGUGGUAACGUCCCAAAUGCCCAGGCGGUCUCUAUACACACUCCACAACCUCUCGGAGCUCAGACAUCGACUUCCGAGCUUCCAAGACGCAGCUUGAGCCUCAAAGCUCAAGGCAAACUCCCCGAGCGUGUCGCCGAACCCGCAGUUAUUCCUCCGGACGAACGAGCAGGUGACUUCGAAGCAGAUACAUCGAGCAGUCGCGACCUUUCGGACGAGGAUCCGCCCACCGCAGACUCGAAAUACGUUCCUGAAUCUGUCCGAAAGAACGUCAAUGCGGCUCCUCGUAACAGUAUGUCUUCGCAUCUUAGACCAGAGAUCGCCAUACCCCGUUCUGCGGAGCCUGCACCUGUCGAUGUGAGACGCUCUUCGCUCGACCCACUCCUUCAACCUCUGGCGUAUGGGCAGAUUGGACGUAACAACGAGCUCAGAGAUCGACUCAAGGGUCUCUUCGGCCAGCCUCUUGUUGUCGGCGCUGCGAGCCAGCCAACAAAUGCUACGAACACAUUUGACGCUGCAACGCUUCCUUCGUCGACCACAGUGCAAGCCGGGCGAUUUUUGAACGAUUCUCGUCACGUCUCAGAUAACAACUUACAGUCAGCGAGGGUCCCGCCUGCUGUAGAAGGACAGCUUGACUCUAAUGCUGCUGCAAAAUCAGAUGCACUGGCUGCUGCAAAGACUGGUGCUGUAAAGCAAGACGACGCUGUCUCGAUCACAACGGCACCAACUCUACACAGGCAUCCGAGCACAGGCAGCGGAACGAUAACAGACAAAUCAGCCAGCCCCGAAGCCACAACACCGUCAUCUUCUGCAACUAGACUUCCCGAGCAGAGGGCACGUGAUGAGGCGCUUCUUCAGAUCGCACAGCUCAGCGCCUCUACUCAGUCGAGGCAGGACUCCUUGGCUGCCUUGGAACGGCUCCUAGCUAAAACGGGUCGACCAACGUCCUUGUUGCCGCCGAGUACGAUCACGCGAGCAGAACUGGGCGGGCGUUUGCAGUUGACCUCGGACGUGGCUGCCACAGAUUCGCAAAGGAGCACGGAGGGUGGAUUCACGAACAGCAAAGAGCAAUCAUCUACCUCUCCUGUCCCUACGCUGCCAGCGAGCAACCGUCUCUCGCGUCAGGGAGCCAUCGUUCGAGGCCGAGGCCCGCUUCCAUCUCCACCAUCUGCCUUGUCCAGGGGCGCGUCUACCGCCAGUCGUCCAGUAUCGUUUGUCAAUCCGCGAUCCUCAGCUGCACCACUGCCCCGCGGACGCCUUCCGGCCAUUACAGACGCAACCCGUCACUUUCCGCCAUCAUCCAGCACGGGACCCGGCGUGGCUCCCUCCUGGCUGUCGUAUAUUCCUUCCGAAGAGCGGGAGAGGCUGCCAGCGCCGUUGGAACCACAGAGAGCACAUUCCAUGUCCGCAUCCAGAGCACCUCCAGGUAAAGUGUCGGCCAUGAUCUCGCGAUUCGAGGCGGCGCCGACACCUAGUCGGGAUCAGCAGGAUUCGGGUUCGCUCAGCUCACCCACGAAGGAAAGCGGUGGCGUUGCGAGUUCAACUCCAGGAGCAGAUUCCACGCGCAGUAGUGCAACUCAUAGCAUCGAGCCAGGGACAAUCGAGCGCGAAGGGCCGGGCAAGACAGAGCAGAGAUCCGAACCGGCUGUUUUCAGACGCUUCUCACGCACCGAUGGCAACGAAGCGUUUGGGGAGAGGUCUCCUACGCAAAGACGACCACCACCGCCGCCUCCGACGCUACCGGUGAGACGACCCAACACCAAUCCUUUCCGGCCCUCUCAAAGUGCAGAACGCCCAUCCACCAGCACAAGCAGUCUGACGCAGUCGAAUUCGAUGGAAGCAUUGGCCAGACAGAUCGAGGAGGCAGCAUUCGAAUGGACCGAAGCUUCUCUCCAUGAUCACGGAGAUGGGCUGCACAACCGGCAUCAAGCGCCACCUGCGAGCCGACUGACAGUGCCGGUCUCAUCAACCACAGCUUCUUCAAGCGCUUGGCCUCGCUCACCGCGGACGCAGGCAAUGCACACCCUCACUCGACGCGAACACGAUGAUGGUGCAACCACGCCGCCGUCGUUGCCUCCGAAGUCGCCGCUCAUGACGCCCGAGCAAAUCUUGGCCUCCGGGAGUCGAAAUGGCCUGUCUGCAUCCAUUGCUGCCGCGCAAGCCGCGGCAUUUGCUCGGCGUGAUGGGCGUGAGUCUCGUACGCACUCGGCCUCGUCUAGCAUGGAUACAGUCAGUCGUGAGGCGAGCUCGUCGUCGAGACCCAAGUGGACGCAGCGUGUAGAGGAAGAAGGUGACGCUGCAGAUGCGGCAUCGAAGGGCCCGAGACCGUUGCCGACGCUUCCUUCCUCCCUGAGGUCGUACUAUGGAUUAGGAAUCAACGACGAAAGAGGUGAGGGCGAGGCUGCCGGAGCGAGUCGCAGAGAGUUGCCUGUUCCUCCUCCCUUGCCGACGCGGCCUCGCAACAGGGACUGGGACAGUCUGAGCAGCGCGUCAGGGGUCGCACGGAGUCCGGCAGCUUUAGAAGCCUCUUCAGCGAGCAGCAUGACUACAGCGCAGACGUCCAGCGCUGGGCCAGCUCGCUCGAUCUCUACAACCAGCUUCAGUGAGCCAACCGAUCACGUUGUUCGCGACGCGACCUCACCCACAGCUGGAGCAAGCGCUCGGGACCAUCCUUUACCCGAGACUCCUGUCGCAGGCAAUGCCGCGCCACCCGCAGAACCCCUAGCGUCUGCCUCAUCCUCGACAACAAGCACACCAGCUCCACGUCGCGAAGCCUCGCUCGGCGUCACCGACUUUGACCUGCUCGUCGCCCAACUCGAACGGCAGGGCUCGCACUUUGAAUCGCUUUCCGCGAUCGGUGAAUUCCUCGGCCCUGCCAAACCUGCUGCUGCCACAGCCGAGCAACUCGCCUCGCUUUCAGUGGGCUUGAUCGAAUGCGAUUCACGACGCAUGACACGCGAGGGCAAGAUCAAGCAGAAACUCAGCUGCGUCGGCGUGCGCGUCGACAAGUGUGCCAUCUGCUUGGCGCAGUUUAGAGAGGCUCAGCGCGCCGUCAUCUUGCCGUGUGGGCAUAUCUUCCACGAGGAGUGCACGAUCGGGUUGUUGAGGCGCAUCACUACGUGUCCGACCUGUCGUGCGCCUGCUGUUUAG